GUGGGCGCCCGUGGCCGUGAUAUUGCCGCAAUGAUCGAACCGGUGUCGUUCGGCUAAGUGGCACGAAGGGAAUUCUGUUUUCCGCCAUUUUACGAAGAAAAUUCCCGUUUUCUCGCUUUGGUUCAUCCCCGCUUCCCCAGCGGAAAUUGAACGCUAAACCCUAUUUCGUCGACGAAAGGAGAGGAAGAUGAAUCGAGGGGGAGCUUCUGUUGUAUGUUCUCUUGUCCUCUGCUCAUCGUGCUUAGUUUGCUUCGUGUGUGGGUUGAUACAGAUUUCACCUAGUUCUUCGUGAGACCUCCUCCUUUUGUUAUUUUGCUCCAAAAAAUGAUGAGGAAUUUGUUAAGUCUCAAUGAGCUCAAAACUUUGAUGCGGCAAUGCCCAACAUAUGCUUUAGAAUCUACUGUUCUGGUGAGAAGCUACCACCAAUCUGAGAAUUCGCUUGAAUCAACAGACCCUACGGAGAGGGUCUGCAAGAUUAUGAUGUCUUCACCGAAAUUGGUUCUAGAGAAGAUGCUCGAUGAAAGUGGGAUCAGGCCGUCCCCUGAUGUGGUUGAGAGGGUAAUCGAGCGAUUCGAGAAUGCCGGAAUGCAAGUCUACCGGUUUUUCCGAUGGGCAGAGAAGCAGAGAAGCUACAUACACACUGUGAAAGCAUACCAUUUGGUGAUAGGCUCCUUGGCCAAGAUUAGGCAAUAUCAGUUGAUGUGGGAUCUGGUUAAUGAUAUGCGCCGAAAGAGCCUCUUGAACGUUGAGACAUUCUCUGUGAUGACGAGAAGGUACGCGAGGGCGCAGAAGGUGGAUGAAGCCAUAUAUACCUUCAAUGUCAUGGAUAAAUUUGGAGUGACACCGAACUUAGCAGCGUUCAAUAGCUUGCUUGGUGCCUUUUGUAAGUCUAAGAAUGUCAGGAAGGCCCAGGAGAUCUUCGACUCGAUGAAGGAUCGCUUUGUUCCCGAUUCGAAAACGUAUAGCAUACUUUUGGAGGGUUGGGGCAGAGAGCCCAAUCUGCCGAAAGCCAGGGAGGUUUACAGAGAUAUGGUCGAGAAUGGAUGUGAACCAGAUAUCGUUACUUACUCGAUUAUGGUGGACAUACUCUGUAAAGCUGGCCGCAUGGAGGAGGCAGUGGAGGUCAUGGCAGAGAUGAGAAGUAGGAACUGUAUGCCGAAUUCAUUCAUCUACAGCAUUCUCGUUCAUCAGUAUGGUACUGAGAGGCGUAUUGGCGAUGCAGUUGAAACGUUCCUAGAGAUGGAAAGGAAUGGGAUACGAGCUGAUGUUGCAGUGUAUAAUGCCUUGGUUGGUGCAUUCUGUAAGGUGAGGAAGUUUAAGAACGUUUUCAGGGUUUUGCAAGAGAUGGAGAACAAGGGUGUUUCUCCAAAUUGUAGAACUUUUAAUAUACUUUUGAAUAGCCUUAUUGAUGCUAGGGAAAAUGAUGAGGCGUAUCGUGUUUUCAGGAGGAUGAUUAAGUGUUGCGAUCCUGAUUCAGACACGUACACUAUGAUGAUAAAAAUGUUCUGCGACAUGGAUAAGUUGGAGAUGGCACUGAAGGUUUGGAAAUACAUGGGCCUCAAACAGUUUAUUCCUAGCAUGCACACAUUCUCCGUGCUCAUCAAUGGUCUUUGUGAAAACGGUGAACUGGACAAGGCAUGUGUUUUGUUAGAAGAAAUGAUUGAAAAGGGCAUCCGACCAUCUGGUCCGACUGUCAAGAGGUUGAGGAAGUUGCUCUUGAAGGAAGGAAGAGAAGACGUACUUGAAUUUCUUAUGGAGAAAAUGAACCUUUUGAUCAAAGAACCUUUGAACGAUUAAAGAAUCUCCUAACUCUCCUAAGCCCUUGCACCUGUACCUACAUGGCUGUCCUUGUUCUAAAUACUGGACUCUAUAUGGUCUUGUAAAGAUUGCAAUUAUGAAUCCAAGAAGAGACUAGUCAAAGCGUAUUCCGUGACUGGUCAAUGCAACGUGUUUGCACAUAAAUGAGAACUUUCUACCACCAAAAUUGAUGCUUCUACUAGUACAUGGGAGAACGAAGAGGAUUCUAUAUGGUCCUAGAAAUCUGAAGCAGUUUGAUCAGUUGAGUGAAGUCAAAGACAGAAAUUCGGAUUGAUGCUGUUCUUGAUGCGCAUAACAUUCAUAGCAAGCAUGGAUAGUUAUCCAUGGAAAGACUCAUCCUGUGUGUGAACUCCUGACCCCAGAAAGUCAUACGUUGGAGCACACUUUGUGACUAGCAGAUAGCAGGUCAAGUUCAAUUUCUGUAUUGUCAAGACGCAAGGUUUGGUGCCCAUGGAUGCGAUGAAUGAUAAUAUUCCACAUUUCGUGCAGACUACAUCCUCUGUCCAUCAUGUACAGAAAACUUUGUGUUGACGUCUGCAAAAUGCCGUUUAAAAAAUGUAAAGAUUGAGAUGACUUGCCCAUUUUGGCUGGAGUAUUGGUCCCAUUUGACUUGUGUUGUAGUUUCCUCUGUCCAAUUGGAUUGAGCACGCCAGUUUCUUGCUGCACUGCAAUGUAUAAAGACUUCACUUGGUUACCUCUUUGAACCAUAA
Molecule: messenger RNA, 2528 nt
Organism: Nymphaea colorata (pocket water lily)
Lineage: Eukaryota; Viridiplantae; Streptophyta; Magnoliopsida; Nymphaeales; Nymphaeaceae
Product: pentatricopeptide repeat-containing protein At1g77360, mitochondrial
Exons: 2
Coding region: 325-1797 (490 amino acids)
Molecular function (GO): protein binding
Source: RefSeq, a predicted model, not a curated record